CGACGCGCACGCUCUUCUGACGCGAGAAUAAAAUAAACGUAAGACGUCGAAGAGGCGGAAAAUAUAUCUUCGAGGACCCACGCAAUAUUUGGUGACGACAGAGACAACGGAAAACUGUCAGGUUGACUGUCUUUACGAUUAAAUCCGACGAACGAUUUUCCUGCGCGAAGACAAAGAGUGUGACCGAGUGCGCGAUACCAAGUCAAUCAAUGAUUUGUCAUUGUUUUAAUAAUCGCAAAUGUUAUCAGGAUAAAGUGAAUACCGCAACUGUGAUUUUUUCAUCAAACAAUUAAGACUUGUGCGCAAAUAUUUUACAAAGGCAUGACAUAAGAGAGGAAGAAAGACAGGAAGAAGCUACGUUCGAAGAAAUUUCCACGAGAAAUAUAUUUUACGAGGAUGCAGCGAGUCCUCAGCUUUCAGAUGACCCGCAAUAUCGGCGAGUCCAGCGAAUACGUAACGAAACGGUUGUGUGUCUCGUUUCUCUUCUCGGUCGGUUUCCUCUGUCUUCUCUGCGGCUUUCUGCUAGGCCGCUUCGUCGCCGAGAGAUCAAUGGAAACUCAAAUGCAGAAGACACGCGACGAGUUGGCCGGAAAUGGUCUGCGGAAGACGGAACAUCUUCAGCAAGUGGCGCUUUUAGAAUUGACGAAAGCCUCGUUCGAUUACGAUACAACUUCAAUUGGAAAUUUGCAGACGCCGGAUUUAAUAAGAGAUAAUGUACGAAAAAAAAAUAUACGCAUCAACGAGUUUUUUUCCAACUUGUCGUUCGUUCACGAAGUAAUCAAUAAUAAGGAUUACGUUCGUGCAACUAUUCGCGGCUCGCGAGAACUAGAUAGAUAUGUUAUGUUAUGGGUUAAUAAAAACAAUAUCUCAGUAGCUCUAGAAUUAGCGCAGGUCCUGGACAGAAUUUAUUCCGCGCACGAUUGGCGGCCACGACGAAGUCUGAUAUUCUGUGUAUCUCUGACGUUCCGGAAAGCUUGUGUAGACUCCUUGCCUACUUUUAUACAGCGAAAAGCCGUGGCUUACGUAUCUUUGGACGAUCAAUCAAGGCAAACUCACGUGACUUUAUCCGGAUCCGAUGUGAUACGCUCAAUAGCCGUCGAAGCCGUCAAGACAAUCCCUAAUGGUAAUUGGACAUAUCUCGACCAUGAUAAAAUGUCCAUCGGUCCUAUUCUUCUGAAUAUUCCGCAAGUGACGUUUUCGUUCGAUGGUAAUUCUCAUGUAAUACUGACGCAGAUGAUUAGUCAGACUAUGUGGCGACUGUCCGAAAGUAUAAUUAUUCAAUGGGAACCAAAGUAUUUUAAUAAAACCGUUAACGAGGUAUUGGAAUUAAUCAACAGUAAAAAAUUUCAGGAUGUGAAGGAAACAUUGAAGAGAACGUCGAGAGAUUUAGUUACCGCGGUGAAGGAUCUUAAUGCAAAAAUUGACGCGACCGAGAUUACUCAGACAUUACAAAUAAGGAUCUGGAAUGAUUUGCUUCUGGACCUGGACAAGACGCUUUUAUGCUUCGAUCAUUCGAUUGCUUUGAGAAUCGAUGAAUUGACUGCUCUCGCACAACUCGAAUCUAAUGAAACUUUGAAUAACCUCAAAAAAAUUGCAAAAUGUUACGAAGAUGCUAUACAAAUGUUGCAAGAAAAAUAGAAGAAAAAAAACAACAUUGGGAGAUUUCGCUAGAUAAAUAUAAAUCAUCUUCAUCAUCCAUUGUGUAAUGUA
Messenger RNA from Nylanderia fulva, 1710 nucleotides. RefSeq lists its product as uncharacterized. The record is from RefSeq and is a predicted model, not a curated record. Gene Ontology annotation, molecular function: carboxypeptidase activity. NCBI's taxonomy places the organism in Eukaryota, Metazoa, Arthropoda, Insecta, Hymenoptera, Formicidae.